AUGUCUGCAAAUAACAAUAAUCCACCAAAGAACAUUGGGGCUUCGUCCCCCUUCAACAAUUUGUUGCCUGUGCACCCGUCUGCUCAGCAACAAGUCGGAUCUGGCUUUCCGGGGCAAUUUCAAAUGUCCCAGUUAACUGCAGCUCAUGCCCAAGCCAUUGCUCAAGUUCAGUCUAAGGCCCACGCUCAAGUGCAGGCAGCCCAUGCUCAAUUCCAAGCGCAGCUGCAAGCUGCUCAAGGGCUUUCAUUCAAUCAAGCACAUUCCAGUGGGGCAAACUUGGGUUCGCCAUCUCCCUCUAUUUCAGGAGCUGGAAGUGCCAAUGCAAAAAAGUUUAUGCUGAAACCACCUGUGCGGCCGACUGGCUUCUCGCCCACCAACACAGUUUCUCCUAUGAGGACAAUGGAUGCUUCAGCUGCUCUACGCAGGAAGAAGCAGAAGCUUCCAGAGAAGCAGUUACAGGAAAGAGUGGCAGCAAUUUUACCUGAAUCUUCUCUUUACACACAGCUCCUUGAGUUUGAGUCUUGUGUGGAUGCUGCUCUGACAAGGAAGAAAAUUGAUAUCCAAGAGGCUCUAAAGACUCCGUCAUACAUACAGAAAACUCUCCGGAUAUAUGUAUUUAACACUUUUGCUAAUCAGAUUCGUACAAUUCCUAAGAAGCCAAAUGCAGAGCCGCCUACAUGGGCCCUUAAAAUUGUAGGGAGGAUUUUGGAGGACGGGAUGGAUCCUGAUCAAGCUGGCAUGAUGCAGAAAUCAAGCUCCUUAUAUCCAAGAUUCUCUUCAUUUUUCAGGAGAGUUACUAUUUCCUUGGACCAGAAACUCUAUCCUGAUAACCAUAUGAUUUUAUGGGAUAGUGCUCGGUCACCUGCUUCUCAUGAAGGCUUUGAGGUAAAAAGGAAAGGGGAUCAAGAAUUCACCUCGAAUAUACGUUUAGAAAUGAAUUAUAUGCCCGAAAAGUAUAAGCUUUCAUCGGCUCUAAUGGAAGUCUUAGGUAUCGAGGUUGAUACUCGUGCAAGAAUUAUGGCUGCCAUUUGGCAUUAUGUGAAGGCUAGAAAGUUGCAGUGUCCGGAUGACCCUUCAUCUUUCAAUUGUGAUCCUCCGCUUCAGAAAUUGUUUGGGGAAGGAAAGAUCAGAUUUACUGCAGUGACACAGAAAAUAACACCCCAUCUAUUUCCUCCACAACCCAUACAUUUAGAGCACAGGAUCAAACUUUCAGGAAAUUGUCCUGCUGGAACUGCAUGCUAUGAUGUCCUAGUUGAUGUACCCUUCCCAAUACAGAGGGAAUUGAAUGCUCUGUUGGCCAAUACUGAAAAAACAAAAGAGAUCGAUGCCUGUGAUGAAGCAAUUUGUACUGCUAUAAGAAAGAUCCAUGAGCACCGUAGAAGAAGGGCAUUCUUUCUUGGUUUUAGUCAGUCACCCAUAGAAUUUAUUAACACUCUGAUUGAUUCUCAAAACAAGGAUCUGAAAGUUGUAUCUGGGGAAGGAAUUCGCAAUCCAGAAAAAGAGCGUCGAUCAGAUUUCUACAGCCAACCCUGGGUGGAAGAUGCUGUUAUACGCUAUCUGAAUCGUAAACCACCUGCAGAUGCUCCUGGAAGCACGAGUAGGCAUGAACCCUAA
This is a messenger RNA of Fraxinus pennsylvanica, 1614 nucleotides long. The record is from the annotation of a GenBank genome assembly. Lineage: Eukaryota; Viridiplantae; Streptophyta; Magnoliopsida; Lamiales; Oleaceae.